GACUCCCAUUGGCGGGCGGCUCGCGCGGGGCACGCCGGGAGCUGUAGUCCGGCCCCUCAGGCCGCGCGCGGGGCACGCCGGGAGUUGUAGUCCGGCCCCUCACACGCGGCGCCGGGAGCGGGAGCGACACCGGGAGCGGCACCGGGAGCGGCACCGGGAGCAUGGCGGGGCUGGAGCUGCUGUCGGGCGGGUUCCGAGCCGAUGGGCGCCGGCCGGACGAGCUGCGCAAGGUGCGGGCCCCUGGGGUGCUGGCGCGGGCCGACGGCUCGGCCUACCUGGAGCAGGGCAACACCAAAGUGCUGGCGGCCGUGUACGGCCCGCAUGAGGUUCGGGGGUCCCGUUCCAAAGCCCCCCCGGACCGUGCCCUGCUCAGCUGCCGCUGCAGCUCGGCCCCGUUCGCGGGGGGGGGCGAGAGGAGGCGCAGACCCCCCCAGGGAGGGGGCGACCGGCGCGGGGGGGAGCGGGCGCUGCUGCUGCGGGGGGUCCUGGAGGGGGCCGUGCUCAGCCAGCUCUACCCCCGCUCCCAGAUCGAUGUGCACGUCCAGGUUCUCCAGGCAGACGGUGGCGAGCUGGGGGCCAGCGUCAGCGCGGCCGGGCUGGCCCUGCUGGACGCGGGCGUGGCGCUGCGCGGCGCCGUGGUGGCCGGAUCGGCCGGGCUGGCCGAGCCCCCCGCCGGGCCCCCAGUGGCCCUGAGCGACCUGAGCGCGGCCGAGGAGGCGGCCGGCGGCCCCCGGCUGGUGGUGGCCACGGUGGGCGGCGGUGGCCAGCUGGCCCUGUGCCAGCUGAGUGCCCGGCUGCACCAGGACAGGCUGCGGCCGGUGCUGGACGCCGCGCAGGACGCGUGCCGCGCGCUCGGCGCCGUGCUGGACGGCGUGGUGAGGGACAGGCUGCGACGGGACACCGCCAUGGAACACUGACCAAUGUGGUGGACAUCAUGGGGACAUGGCCAUGGAGCACUGACCAUCACUGUGGUCAUCGUGGUGGCCAUCACAGGGACACCGCCAUGGAACACUGACCAUCACUGUGGUCAUCAUGGGGACACCGCCAUGGAACACUGACCAAUGUGGUGGACAUCAUGGGGACACUGCCAUGGAACACUGACCAUCAUGGUGACCAUCACAGGGACACCGCCAUGGAACACUGACCAUCACUGUGGUCAUCGUGGGGACACCGCCAUGGAGCACUGACCAUCACAGGGACACCGCCAUG
Poecile atricapillus (Black-capped chickadee) is the source of this 1209-nucleotide messenger RNA. RefSeq names its product exosome component 4 (gene EXOSC4). Gene Ontology annotation, cellular component: cytoplasmic exosome (RNase complex); nucleolus; nuclear exosome (RNase complex). Lineage: Eukaryota; Metazoa; Chordata; Aves; Passeriformes; Paridae. Gene Ontology annotation, biological process: U4 snRNA 3'-end processing; poly(A)-dependent snoRNA 3'-end processing; nuclear mRNA surveillance. The record is from RefSeq and is a predicted model, not a curated record.